AGGGCCGAAAGAGGAGGUUCACGAAGAAAGAAAACCCUAAACCCUAUCUGGCAGUGGAAGCAGAUUUUGAAUCUGAUUUCUGAAAUUCGAUUUCUUUGGCCGAGAAAAUGGUAGUGAGGAUCCGAUUAUCGAGAUUUGGAUGCAAAAACAGACCAUUUUACAGAGUUAUGGCUGCAGACAGCAGAUCUCCCAGAGAUGGCAAGCACCUCGAAGUUUUGGGUUACUACAAUCCACUUCCAGGUCAAGAUGGCGGUAAACGGAUGGGUCUCAAUUUUGAUAGAGUGAAAUAUUGGCUAUCAGUUGGUGCUCAGCCUUCAGAUCCCGUCCAACAGAUUCUUUUCAGAGCAGGUUUACUACCCCCACCCCCAAUGGUGGCAAUGGGACGCAAAGGCGGCCAUCGUGACACCCGUCCUGUUGAUCCUCUAACUGGGCGCAUCCUGACCCCAAACAAGCCAACCGAUGUUGAACAGCCAAGAGAUGAUGAAGAUGGCAACGAAGACAGCCCUUCCACCCCAUGAAACUUUUCGUGGCUGCAGCUUCUUCUAAGAUUCUUUUUUCUUAGGAAUGAUCCUAGCAGAGAUGAACUGGUUUUUAACGCAGUUUCUUUAAACCUGCCCUCCGCAACAUGUGAUGUGUCAUGUGUGUACUCCUAUGAGUUUUAAGGCAGAAUGCUUCUAGAAAAUUUGAAGGUGGAUGGCGGGAAACACAGUUGCUUGACUAUAGUUCCUCGACAUAAUAAUUGAAACUUGAAAAAAAGGUGUACUUUCUAUCUUACAUGUUGUGAUCUAUCGCGCCAUGAUUAAGAAAAAACCUUUAUUCAAA
Messenger RNA from Vitis riparia (riverbank grape), 822 nucleotides. RefSeq names its product 30S ribosomal protein S16-2, chloroplastic/mitochondrial. The record is from RefSeq and is a predicted model, not a curated record. Gene Ontology annotation, cellular component: ribosome; small ribosomal subunit. Gene Ontology annotation, molecular function: structural constituent of ribosome. Gene Ontology annotation, biological process: mitochondrial translation. NCBI's taxonomy places the organism in Eukaryota, Viridiplantae, Streptophyta, Magnoliopsida, Vitales, Vitaceae. The transcript has 3 exons. The coding region runs from base 108 to 518 and encodes 136 amino acids.